AUGUCGGCCCCUGGAGCUGGUCACGAAUUCCCUGCCCAAGAGGUCUCUUGGCAGAAGCGCGAUGUGCUAUUGUUCGCCAACAGCAUUGGUGUCAAGGCCGACGAGCUGCACUUCCUCUAUGAACUUCACCCGAACUUCUCAGUCUUCCCAACCUAUUCUCUCAUCCUCCCAUUCAAGCUCACUGAUCAGGAGGUGACUGAUUUCUAUGCCCGCCAGAAGGCAGUCCACAUUCCAGGUGUCCCCGACCUGGACCAUCGUCAUGGCGUCGAUGGCCAGCGUAAGAUCACGAUUCUGAAGCCGCUUCCCACCACUAGUGCAGGGCGCAAGUUUGAGCUGCGCAGUAAGGUCAUUGGUGUCUAUGAUAAAGGCAAGCCUGGUACUGUGAUCGAGACCGAGCAGUCUAUUGUGGAUAAGGAGAGCGGCGAGGUGUACAGCAAGGUCGUGACCAGCGGCUUCCUGGUCGGACAGGGUGGCUGGGGAGGUCCGAAGGGACCUAGCACCGUCAACUACGCCCCGCCCGAGGGCAAGGCCCCCGACGCUACCCAUGUUGUUCAGAGCAACUCGGAGACAGCCCACCUGUACCGUCUCAACGGUGACUACAACCCUCUCCACGCUACACCAGAGCCUGGUCAGAAGAUGGGCUUUGGUGGUAUUAUUAUCCACGGCCUUUUCAGCUGGAAUUCUGCUGCGCACGGGAUUCUGCGCGAAUUGGGUGGUAGUAACCCCGCCAAUAUGAAGGAGUUCCAGGCUCGCUUUGCCUCGCCCGUCCGGCCCGGCGAUAAGCUUACCACUGAAAUUUGGAGAAUGGGCAACAUCCAGGAUGGCUAUGAGGAGAUCCGCUUUGUUACCAAGAAUGACAAGGGUCGAGUUGUGUUGAGCAAUGGCCGUUGUCUGUUGAAGGUGACGGGAGCAAAGAGCAAGCUGUGA
This is a messenger RNA of Penicillium egyptiacum, 927 nucleotides long. Lineage: Eukaryota; Fungi; Ascomycota; Eurotiomycetes; Eurotiales; Aspergillaceae. The record is from the annotation of a GenBank genome assembly.